CUAGCGAGGAAGUGUGGGUUACACUACGGAAAGGAAAGUGAAAGAAUGUCAGCCUUGGCCACCUCCACCGCUGUAACUUCUAACGCUGCUCACCGGGGAAGUCUAUCCGCUCUCGUUCACCUCUGCAACACUCACCGGAUUAGUCGCUGCUCUCAACAGCCUCCAGUGGUAUUGUUUAGCAUUCAGUCGUCAUCGUUGCAUUUUAGGAUCAACCCAAUAAGGGCAAUGGCAGAGGCCGGGACGUUGUCGAAGGAGGAACAAUCUCGGUCUAUUGGUGUUGGCAACAGGCAAGCGUUGAUAUCAUUGUCGGACAAGCAGGACCUUGCUUUUCUUGGAAGUGGACUUCAGGGCUUAGGGUAUACUAUUGUUUCAACCGGAGGAACCGCAUCUGCUUUACAAGAAGCUGAGGUCUCUGUAACUAAAGUGGAAGAACUCACUCGUUUCCCAGAGAUGCUUGAUGGUCGUGUCAAAACUUUACAUCCUAACAUACAUGGGGGUAUUCUUGCUAGAAGGGACCAGAAGCAUCACAUUGAAGCCUUAAGUCAGCAUGGAAUUGGAACGUUUGAUGUAGUGGUUGUGAACUUGUAUCCUUUCUAUGAUAAAGUUUCUUCUGCUGGCGGAAUUACAUUCGAGGAUGGCAUUGAGAACAUUGAUAUUGGAGGUCCUGCCAUGAUCAGAGCUGCAGCAAAGAAUCACAAGGAUGUCUUGGUUGUUGUUGACUCAAACGACUAUCCUGCACUAUUGGAAUUUCUGAAAGGAAACCAAGAUGACCAUCAGUUCCGCAGAAAGCUUGCGUGGAAAGCAUUUCAACAUGUGGCUUCCUAUGAUUCUGCAGUCUCUGAGUGGCUAUGGAAGCAGACAGAGGGAGAAAAAUUUCCUCCCAGCUUUACGGUGCCUCUCUUGCUUAAAAGUUCACUUCGUUAUGGUGAAAAUCCACAUCAAAAAGCUGCAUUUUAUGUUGAUAAGAGCCUUUCUGAGGUUAAUGCUGGUGGGAUUGCAACUGCUAUACAGCAUCAUGGGAAGGAGAUGUCAUAUAAUAACUAUUUAGAUGCAGAUGCAGCAUGGAAUUGUGUAUCAGAGUUUAAAAACCCUACUUGUGUAAUUGUGAAGCAUACAAAUCCCUGUGGGGUAGCUUCGCGGGAUGAUAUUCGCGAAGCAUAUAGACUUGCUGUGAAAGCAGAUCCAGUGAGCGCAUUUGGUGGAAUAGUGGCCUUCAACAUAGAAGUUGAUGAGGUUCUUGCAAAGGAAAUCCGAGAGUUCAGAAGUCCCACUGACGGUGAAACACGAAUGUUUUAUGAAAUAGUGGUUGCACCUAAGUAUUCACAGAGAGGUCUUGAAAUCCUCCGGGGAAAGUCAAAAACUCUGAGGAUCCUUGAAGCAAAAAAGAACAAGAAAGGAAAACUUUCACUCAGACAAGUUGGUGGGGGUUGGUUAGCUCAGGAGUCAGAUGAUUUAACACCUCAAGAUAUACAAUUCAAUGCAGUAUCAGAAAAAGCACCACAAGAAAAUGAGCUUCGUGAUGCCGAGUUUGCAUGGCUCUGUGUUAAACAUGUCAAGAGCAAUGCUAUUGUAAUAGCUAAGAAUAACUGUAUGUUGGGGAUGGGGAGUGGGCAACCAAACCGUUUGGAGAGCCUCAGGAUAGCUUUGAAAAAAGCAGGAGAAGAUGUUAAAGGAGCUGCUUUGGCCAGUGAUGCUUUCUUUCCUUUUGCUUGGAAAGAUGCAGUGGAAGAAGCAUGUGAAAGUGGGAUAGGAGUUAUUGCAGAACCAGGAGGGAGCAUCAGAGAUGGGGAUGCUAUUGAUUGUUGCAACAAAUACGGAGUUUCACUCCUUUUCACCAAUGUGAGGCACUUCAGGCAUUGAUAGUGUUAC
Molecule: messenger RNA, 1869 nt
Organism: Telopea speciosissima
Lineage: Eukaryota; Viridiplantae; Streptophyta; Magnoliopsida; Proteales; Proteaceae
Product: bifunctional purine biosynthesis protein PurH-like
Exons: 12
Coding region: 46-1860 (604 amino acids)
Biological process (GO): 'de novo' IMP biosynthetic process
Cellular component (GO): cytosol
Molecular function (GO): phosphoribosylaminoimidazolecarboxamide formyltransferase activity; IMP cyclohydrolase activity
Source: RefSeq, a predicted model, not a curated record